This is a messenger RNA of Cyclopterus lumpus (lumpfish), 739 nucleotides long. Its product is annotated as ependymin-like. The coding region runs from base 7 to 675 and encodes 222 amino acids. Gene Ontology annotation, biological process: cell-matrix adhesion. NCBI's taxonomy places the organism in Eukaryota, Metazoa, Chordata, Actinopteri, Perciformes, Cyclopteridae. The transcript has 6 exons. Gene Ontology annotation, molecular function: calcium ion binding. The record is from RefSeq and is a predicted model, not a curated record. Gene Ontology annotation, cellular component: extracellular region; lysosome.
UGCAACAUGAACUUCCUCAGUGUGCUGUCCUGCCUCAGCCUGGCGCUGACUGCUGCUUUCGCCCAGAACCCGAAACCCUGCGUUGCUCCACCGCUGAUGAGCGGAGGCUUCACUGUGAUGGAUGCCAGCGGACUCUUCAUGUCCACAGGGACUGUGAGCUAUGAUGCUUUUGGUCAGAGGAUGCGGGUUAGAAACUACCAGCUUGUCAGCAAUCAGACCUCUUCAACGGACCAGCUGAUGCUUUUCAAUCAGAAAGUCUACUAUGAAAUCGACUGGAGCAACUUAUCUUGCAAGAAGAAAGCACUGGAUACCACCUUCCUUCCCAUGCAAGUUCCCUCUAAUGCCAAACUGAUGGGUCAGGUCUUCAUGGGCUCCUCUUCCUCCUGGGGAAUGGGUGUGCUGGUCAACACCUGGUACGGAGAACUACCACAGAACGGCCACUAUUCGAUGGGUUUCACUGAGAUUGGCUGCAUCCCUCUGACCGUGUCUUCCUACUCUCCAGCAUCUGGAUGGGCCACGCUCAGCACCUUCAACUGGGUGUUGGGCAACACAAACCCCAUGGACUACAGCCCUCCUUUCUUCUGUGCCAAGUCUAAACUGGAGGAGACCGAGACCCCAGUUACCUUCUUCACUGCCUUGCAGUCUCUGGCCAUGAAGACCAAGGAAGAGGAGUAAACAUCUGUAAACAUCUGGAGCAUCUCACUCAGAUAGUCAUUACUGAAGCAGAGCUAAAUGUGAC